Pyricularia grisea is the source of this 285-nucleotide messenger RNA. RefSeq lists its product as uncharacterized. The coding region runs from base 1 to 285 and encodes 94 amino acids. Lineage: Eukaryota; Fungi; Ascomycota; Sordariomycetes; Magnaporthales; Pyriculariaceae. The record is from RefSeq and is a predicted model, not a curated record. Gene Ontology annotation, molecular function: RNA nuclease activity; RNA binding. The transcript is spliced from 2 exons.
AUGUCGUCUACAGCAUUCAGGAAGCAAAUGCCUCAAGGGACUUCGCAUGCCGGCUUCUCCAUGACGGUAACAGCGUGGGCAAGACGGGCAAACAAUAUCCAGCUCCAUUCGCCAACCAUGAGAAUUUCCAAUUUUGGAAACCGCCACCUUACUGGGAGAUCCCCAGGGGCCGACCGCAUAAUCUUCAGCAGCGCCACCGAAAAGUGCGAUUAUGCGGGCUUUAUUACGCACAGGAAUGCAGUGGGUAAUAGCUUCACGGAAUGCAAAGUCUAUGGCCACGCAUAA